Messenger RNA from Rubroshorea leprosula, 2648 nucleotides. The record is from the annotation of a GenBank genome assembly. Lineage: Eukaryota; Viridiplantae; Streptophyta; Magnoliopsida; Malvales; Dipterocarpaceae.
CUAGGUGUUUGUUUUAUUGCCUUUGAGAGUCACCUAGUUUGCACAGGGUGCUAUCUUCUUCUUCUUCUUCUUAUUUUGUGGGGGGCAUAAUUAGGUCACAUUUGUUAUCAUCAGAUUUUUUCCUAUAUUUUAAGAAAACUUCAUGCCCUAAUACUCUAGCUUUAGGAUGUUAGUUAGAGCAAAAGUUGUGGUAAUCUUCGGCCUCAUGGCCCUCGCUUUGUCUCUUUUUCCUGAUGCUUGUAUUGCUGAUAUUUGCGCCCCUUCUUCUUGUGGAAACCUUAGUAUAAGUUACCCUCUCCGAUUACCCAGUGAUCCUAAGGAGUGUGGUAUAUCAGGGUAUGAACUUGUUUGCAAGAACAACCGCACCACUUUGCCCCCCGAAACUAGUACAUACCGAAAUUUCUUCGUGGAGGAAAUCUCUUAUGAGAAUAGCACACUUCGACUGGUGGAUCCCAGUCUCGAUAGGAAUAAGUGUUCUAUUCCCUACUACCUUCUUCUUAAAUUUCCAUGUUGGUUGUCUUUGCCUGAUCAUUUUAGCUGUAUAACUGAUAAUAAAAUCAUGUAUGUUCUAAAUUGCAAUAUGCUGAUAAGCUCAACACGCUACGUGGAUGCCUCUAAUUGCACCGAUGGCUCUUCCUCUGCACACACCUACUUUUUUCUUUUCGAUAACGAAACAGAGCUUUCGGAUUUCAAAGAAUCAUGCAGAAUUGAAGCCCAGUUUCCAAUCAUGCUAGACAAUAUCUCAGGCCUCUCUGCUUCUGCAAUUUACCAAAAAAUGCUUAUGGGCUUUGAACUGAAAUGGAAUUGGUUCGACUACAGUCAAGGUUGUGGCAGUAAACUUACAUGGAGAGAGAUUCUUGGACAGAGUAAGUAUGCUGUGGGAGAUGCGCUCUACAAUUUUGUACAUUUAAUUCGAGGUGACAUUUAUUAUUUUUACAAUAAAGGCCCUGAUGACAUAUUUCUCGAAGCAACAGGUGGACUUAUUUUGGCAAGAGCUUUGCUAGGGUUAUCCAUCUUGAUUGCAAUUAUCGUGUACAAGUUCCACAGGAGACAUUUGUCUGCAGAUGAUACAAUUGAAAAGUUCCUUCAAAAACAGAACAACUUUAUGCCUAUUAAGUACUCAUAUUCUGAAAUAAAGAAAAUGACUAGAGGUUUUAAGGACAAAUUAGGUGAAGGAGGUUAUGGUUUGGUUUUCAAAGGAAAGCUUCAAAGUGGCAAUUUAGUGGCAGUAAAAUUAAUGAGCAAAUCAAAAGCUAAUGGCCAAGAUUUCAUUAAUGAAGUUGCUACCAUUGGAAGGGUUCAUCAUGUUAAUGUGUUACGACUUAUUGGAUUUUGCGUGGAGGGAUCUAAACAAGCUCUUGUAUAUGAUUUCAUGCCAAAUGGAUCCUUGGAUAAAAUCAUAUUUUCCAGUGAAAAUAGCACAGCUUUAACCUGGCAAAGAACAUUUGAAAUUGCUCUUGGAGUGGCUAGGGGGAUUGAAUACUUACAUCGAGGAUGUGAAAUGCAUAUUCUACAUUUUGAUAUUAAGCCACACAACAUCCUUUUGGAUGAGAACUUUAAUCCAAAAGUUUCAGAUUUUGGUCUUGCAAAAUUGUAUCCGAUAGAUGACAGUAUUGUGUCUCUUACUGUAGCAAGAGGUACUCUAGGAUACAUGGCUCCAGAAUUAUUCUACAAGAAUAUUGGAGGUAUCUCAUACAAAGCUGAUGUCUAUAGUUUUGGAAUGUUGUUGAUGGAAAUGGUGGGAAGGAGAAAGAACUUAAAUGCAUUUGUUGAUCAAUCAAGCCAAAUAUACUUCCCAAAAUGGAUAUGUGAACGUUUUGAUCAAGGAGAGGAUAUAGAGUUGGGAGAUGUCGAGAAUGUAGAGUUAGGAGAUGUUACAGAUAAUGAAAAGAAUCUGGUGAGGAAGAUGGUCAUAGCUGCCUUCUGGUGCACACAAAUGAAACCUGCUAUUCACCCUUCAAUAAGAAAAGUCUUGGAGAUGCUUGAAAGUGAAUUUGAGGUCCUCGAAAUGCCACCCAAGCCUUGUUUAGUUCCUUCUGAAUUGCCGAUUGCAUUCGCUAGCAAUAAAAGUCCUGCAGUGAUGCUAGAACUUAAUGGUCUACUCCCAAUGCAUUGUAGGUAAAUGCUUAGUCAAGGCAAGUGUUGCAUACCUUCCCAUAUCAUGCAUUGUUUGAUUCAGUAAAUGGUCAGUUUACAAUUUAAUUUCUUUGAGUGAAAUGUAUCGAAUUAUUUUUAAAUAAUUGUUUGAAACAAAGAGAUGAAAUAUUAUACUCUGAUUUAUGUACUUCCUUUUUUUUUUUUUUUUGGGUUGUGAGGGUGAGGCUAAAGCGUAUGUACCUGCAUAAUUGACAGAACACAGGUGUUGUUAGUCUUUUUGAAUUACUCGCUUUACGUAAUGUAACUCUUGUUAGUGGAAAUGAAUUACGAAAAGCUUGACUUCCGCGUUACAGAAGUUGAAACACUGUUUCAAAUAGGGGAUCAUUUGUCUGACUCUCUAAACUUGAAUGGUUAGUUUGGUUCUUCAUUUUGUCAACAUCUGUCCUGCCUUCUUCUGCAUAUUGCUUUGUGAACAUCAUAGCAUUGUGAUGAAUUAUUUAGACUAAAAGCUGCAGCAUUGUGAAAAUGACAAGUAAACAUAAUUUCUCAAA